This is a messenger RNA of Lethenteron reissneri (Far Eastern brook lamprey), 3729 nucleotides long. RefSeq names its product xylosyl- and glucuronyltransferase LARGE1-like. Lineage: Eukaryota; Metazoa; Chordata; Hyperoartia; Petromyzontiformes; Petromyzontidae. The record is from RefSeq and is a predicted model, not a curated record. Gene Ontology annotation, cellular component: Golgi apparatus. Gene Ontology annotation, molecular function: glucuronosyltransferase activity; xylosyltransferase activity. Gene Ontology annotation, biological process: protein O-linked glycosylation via mannose.
AGAGACAGCAGGGAGAGCGCGGAAAGAUCAGGGAGAGCGGAGGGAGAUCAAGGGAGGGAGCAGCGGGGAGCAGGGAAGGGCGCAUCUCGAUUUCCGAUCUCAGGGCGAUGAUGACGGAGCGGUCUCUGCCGUGCCGUCUGCGGCUGCGCUCUGGAUGCGGGGAGCCGUGAGAGGAGCCAGGGGCCGCCCUGCCGACAACAGCUGCCCGAGGAGCGGGGGGCCAGCGACGGGGGGCCAGCGACGGCCCUUUGGGGCUCUGCACCUCCUGUCAGCUCGGCUUGCCGUGAUCGCCGGACAACGAAGCUCAGGUCUCGGAUAAAACCGAACAGAGCUCUCAGAGGAAUCGGUGCCCACUCCCACCACCACCACCUCUUCCAUGUGACAGGGCCGUGGUCGCCGAUGCAGGUUUAAUGACGCGACCGUCGGAUGGCAGAACAUCGCUGUGAACACCACCGCUCCCAUCGCUCGCACGGUGGCUCCAUCUCCAUCACCUGACUCCCAUCGCCACCGGCACGCCGCCGCAGCCACCUCGCCUGACUACCGCACCGUAACGGCGACUCCGCAGGAAGCGGCCAACUGCCGUCGUCGCUGGCAUCACCGUGACGCUGGAGUGUCGACAUUGUUCGGCCGAAAAACAUGAAGACAAACUCGGCACACAUCACCUGAGCACGACGGAUCAAAUCGGCCCAAUCGGCCUGGGUCACUCUCUCAACUCCACACUCACCUCUCAGUCACCCCGACACUCGCCACCAUCCCCACUGCCUCCCUCGCUCAAGCUGAUGCGUACCCAAGAGAAGUGAACGGCACCGUCCACCACCUCCCCGACAUCAUCGCGACCGCUCGCACCCCUUCACGACCGCCCUCGCUCACUCGCGCUCGGUCUUCCUCAGCAUCGCUCACCCCCCCGCCCGUUCCCCACGCUCGCGUCCGGCGCAGAGAUGGAGCCGAGCAGCGGGCCGCACGGGCCCCGGGGCCCGAUCUGAUCCACGCGUCUCCACAGCCCGGCCUGCUCGCCACCCCCACCAUGCUUGGCCUGUGCCGCCGGCGGGCCCGCAUCCUGCUCGCCACGGCAACGCUCCUCUUCGUGCCCAUGGUCACGUGGCUCUACCUCUUCACAGGCAGCUUUGAAGGUGGGGCCCUGGCCUGGGCCCAGUCCAGCGUCCUGCAGCACGCCGGCAAUCCCCGUGCGGCGCAGGUGGCGCAGGGGGGGACGGGCACGGGCCUCCUGGGCGCUCCGGGGGGGGGCCCGUCCCCCGCGGUGGGAGGAGGCGCCGACGGCGAGAGCCCCGGCGGCUCGGGAGGGGGUCGGCACCGCGGCAGCGGGCGGGCGCUGGAGCUGUGGGCGCGCGAGGUGGAGGAGGAGAACCGGCAGCUGCGCCGCAAACUCGGGCUGGGCGCCGGCGGCAGCAACCGAACCCGCUUCUCCCCCCGCUCGUCGUCGUCCGGCGAGGACGCGGCCAAAGCCGGGACGGGCGCCGGGGGCGGCGCGGCGGGCAACCGCAGCGAGUGCGCGAAGCACCCGGCCGUGCAGAAGUGCGAGGUGAUCCACAUCGCCAUCGUGUGCGCCGGCCACAACGCGAGCCGAGACGUCGUCACCCUCGUCAAGUCCAUCCUCUUCCACCGGAGGAAUCCUCUGCAUUUCCACUUCAUCGUGGACCACACGGCUCAGCACAUCCUCAGCACGCUCUUCAAGAUGUGGAUGGUGCCAUCACUCCGCAUCGACUUCUACGGGGCCGACGAGCUCAAGUCUGAGGUGUCGUGGAUCCCCAAUAAGCACUACUCGGGUAUCUACGGCCUGAUGAAGCUGGUGCUCACGCAGGCCCUGCCGCCCUCGCUCGAGAAGAUCAUCGUCCUCGACACCGACAUCACCUUCGCCACCGACAUCGCCGAACUCUGGGCCAUCUUCCACAAGUUCAAAGGUCAGCAGGUGAUUGGGCUGGUGGAGAAUCAGAGCGACUGGUACCUGGGCAACCUGUGGAAGAAUCACAAGCCCUGGCCAGCACUGGGGCGAGGCUUCAACACAGGCGUGAUCCUGCUGCUGUUUGAGCGGCUGCGUCAGAUGAAGUGGGAUCAGAUGUGGAGACUCACGGCGGAGCGCGAGCUCAUGGGCAUGCUGUCCACGUCGCUCGCCGACCAGGACAUCUUCAACGCGGUGAUCAAGCAGAACCCAGUGCUCGUGCACCAGCUGCCCUGCUUCUGGAACGUGCAGCUCUCGGACCACACGCGCUCUGAGCAGUGCUACAAGGAGGUGUCGGACCUCAAGGUGAUUCACUGGAACUCGCCCAAGAAGCUGCGAGUGAAGAACAAGCACGUCGAGUUCUUCCGCAACCUCUACCUCACCUUCCUCGAGUACGACGGCAACCUCCUGCGCCGGGAGCUCUUCGGCUGCGCCAGCGACGGCGACGCCGAGAGCGAAGCGCUGCAGAAGAAGCUCUCUGAGCUGGACGAGGACGACCUGUGCUACGACUUCCGGCGCGAGCGCCUCACGGUGCACCGCACGCACCUCUACUUCCUGCACCACGAAUACGUGCCCAGCGCUGACGGCACCGACGUCACGCUCGUCGCGCAGCUCUCCAUGGAUCGGCUGCAGAUGCUGGAGACGAUUUGCCGCCACUGGGAGGGCCCCAUCAGCCUGGCGCUCUACAUGUCGGACGGCGAGGCGCAGCACUUCCUGCGCUACGCGCAGGCCUCCGAGAUUCUGUCACGCCGCGACAACAUCGGCUACCACGUGGUGUACAAGGAGGGCCAGUUCUACCCGGUGAACCUCCUGCGCAACGUGGCCAUGGGCCAGGUGAACACGCCCUACGUCUUCCUCUCCGACAUCGACUUCAUCCCCAUGGAUGGCCUCUACGACUACAUUCGGAGGUCGAUCCAGCAGCUGGACAUGGCAAGCAGCAAGAAGGCGCUGAUCGUGCCGGCGUUCGAGACGCUGCGUUACCGCUUCUCCUUCCCCAAGUCCAAGGCGGAGCUACUCUCCAUGCUCGAUAUGGGCACUCUUUACACCUUCCGGUACCACGUGUGGACUCGGGGCCACGCACCCACCAACUACGCACGCUGGCGCACGGCCACCACGCCGUACCGCGUCGAGUGGGAGGCCGACUUCGAGCCGUACGUGGUGGUGCGCAGCGACUGCCCCGAGUAUGACCGCCGCUUCGUGGGCUUCGGCUGGAACAAGGUGGCGCACGUCAUGGAGCUCGACGCGCAGGAGUACGAGUUUGUUGUGCUGCCCAACGCGUUCAUGAUCCACAUGCCGCACGCGCCCAGCUUCGACAUCGCCAAGUUCCGCUCGAGCCAGCAGUACCGUGCAUGCCUCAAGACGCUCAAGGAGGAGUUCCAGCAGGACAUGUCACGCAAGUACGGCUACGCCGCCCUCAAGUACCUCACCGCCGAGAAGAACAGCUAGGAGGAGCGUGCCGUGCAGCGCCGGCGCCCGUGGCAACCGCGUCCACGGUAACGAGGCCCGCACCCGUCAUCCCCGCCGCUCGGCCACGGUGAUUUCAAAGCGGCCGGCGGAUUUCCCGGCCGCGAAGCCGGGAGCGUCGUCGGCGUUCAACGGGGGCGGUGAGCGGCACCGUCAGCCACUCGGCCUGGCCGGCGCGCAGCCGGUGCCCAGCGCGAGACCCCCGGUGGUUCCAGCGCGAGACCCCCGGUGGUUCCAGCGCGAGACCCCCGGUGGUUCCAGCGCGAGACCCCCGGUGGUUCCAGCGCGAGACCCCCGGUGGUUCCAGC